Molecule: messenger RNA, 1446 nt
Organism: Bufo gargarizans (Asiatic toad)
Lineage: Eukaryota; Metazoa; Chordata; Amphibia; Anura; Bufonidae
Exons: 4
Coding region: 279-1127 (282 amino acids)
Molecular function (GO): serine hydrolase activity
Source: RefSeq, a predicted model, not a curated record
CUAGCUCUCGUCCUCCUCCUUCAAUCACGCCUGACAGGGCAGCUGUCGCCCCAGUUGUAGGAGGAAGGUUUUCAGUGCGAUGUGGUAAGAUCCCAGAAGCAAGUAAAUCAAGAAAGUGGAAAACCGCGCUGCUUGAUACACCUCCUCCCUUCUUGGUACAGGCUACAAAAGGAACGGGGAAGUAUCUGCAAGGGGUAUACCCGAGGAUCCCUCCUCUCUCCAACACUCCUGGUCGUUUUCUCCAAUAUCAAGCAAGCACGUUACCUGGUGACCUUACUAUGAAAGAAACCUCUGGAUCUGUCCUUCAGAAACAAGCUGUGGCCACCUCAUCGCCUCAACAUGUGAAAAAGUAUUCCAACUCUGUCUCCUUGUACUCCAACCCAGCAGCAUCUGAAAACUUUCAAUCUCCUCGUCCACUGUUACUGUUCCUUCCUUGGCUGGGCUCAAAUGCUCAAUCCUUUGAAAAAUAUAUCCAGCUGUACUUUAAACUGGGCUUUGAUGUGUUAGUGGCAGAGAGCUCACUAUCACACUUUUUGUGGCCCAAGAUAGGUCUGGAACAUGCAGGACGUCUGCUAGAUCUCCUGAUGGCCGAGAAGGAUCUUUGCUCCCGUAAACUUUACCUUCAUGCAAUGUCCAUAGGAGGCUACACAUUUGCACAGAUGUUGGUGGGCUCUUCCAAGGAGAAGCGGCAAAUGCUGGACCGGAUUCAUGGUCAAGUGUUUGAUAGCCUUGUGGUUGGCAGCCUGGAAAGAAUGGCAACAGGUGUGGCACGCAUGGUCAGUGUUCCUCUUUUCCAGUCCUUGAUCGUGCGUGUAACGCUACUUUACUUCUCACUCCUAAAAUCCCAUACUGCAGAUUACUAUGAGAAAGGAAUUGAAGCCUUUUGGGAAAACCCAGUCACCUGUCCUGCCUUGUUCUUCUACUGUAUAAAUGACCCACUGAGUGAUCAUAUUACAGUGGAUAAGCUCCUGCAGUACUGGAAGGAGAAAGGAAUCGAGGUGCAGGGCAAGAAAUGGGAGAAAUCGGUACACGCAGGGCAUCUCCGAAGGCACACACAGGAGUACACCGAUAUCCUGAACAAUUUCAUUAAUGGUCUCCAGGCCGAUGUGCCAAAAAGCAAACUGUAACUGGAGUGAAGAGCAGGCUCGAAAAAAGUGGGUGUAAGACUAAAGUAUGACACAUGGUUUUCAGGAUGCUUCUCGGGCUCCUUUUACAACGCGUCACAUUGUGUACCCUGCAAUUGCAAGAGCAGAGCCAUAAGCUAAAAGCUUAAUAAAAGCAACGGCCAUGUAUUCAGAAAAACCAUAGGAGGCCAAAAAAUCCAUUCCACAUGCAAACCGAGCUCACAAAUACAUCCUUUUAUUAUACACUAGCAGAAGGACCCGGCUUCGCACGGGUAUGUUUCAUCUAUUUAUGUUUCAUAUUUCAUUUAAAGUGGCGGGGCAC